This is a messenger RNA of Theobroma cacao (cacao), 1611 nucleotides long. RefSeq names its product Putative AT-hook DNA-binding family protein. The record is from RefSeq and is a predicted model, not a curated record. Gene Ontology annotation, cellular component: nucleus. NCBI's taxonomy places the organism in Eukaryota, Viridiplantae, Streptophyta, Magnoliopsida, Malvales, Malvaceae. Gene Ontology annotation, molecular function: DNA-binding transcription factor activity; minor groove of adenine-thymine-rich DNA binding. Gene Ontology annotation, biological process: vegetative to reproductive phase transition of meristem.
CCUUCUUUCUUCUCUUUAUCCCAAACCUUUCAUAUCAAAGAGAAAAGAUUCACUAAAGAGUUCUUAGAGAAGGUCAAAGAUGGUGAAUUCAGCUGAUAAUUCUUUUGGUGGAACCAAAGAUCAAGUCAGUUUCUGGGUUCUGGUUUAGGGAUGUGGUGUGCCUGCUAGUUCAUUAAACAAGUUAAAAGAAACAAGCCAGAAAGCAAGGAAAAGAAAGAGUGUUGUUAUUCUAUUUUUAUGGCCUCUUUUUUCGCAUCCACUAUCCUCCUUUAAAUUCUUUUCGAAGCAGUACAAGCUUUACUCCUUUGUGUUUAUAUCACUGCCUGGGGGUUCCUGUUCGUAUAUGUGAGGAAGUGAGAGCUUCGAGACUGUAAACAAAGCAAGAAAAAAAUAUAUAUAAAGGAAAAAAGCAUGGAUCCAGUUACAUCACAUGGUCUUUCUCUUCCUCCUCCAUUUAAUAUAAGAGAUUUCAAUCUUCACCAUCAGCAGCAGCAACAGCAAGAACAUCAAUUCCAUCACCAAAAUUCAGAAGAUGAACAAAGUGGCAGCAGCAGUGGCCUAAGGAAACGGGAUCGCGACGACAGCAACAACAUCAACAACAGCAGCAGCGCCAACAAUAAUGAAGGCAACGAGCUCAGUUUUCCAGGCUCCGGUGAAGGAGAGAUCACUAGAAGACCACGAGGCAGGCCAGCUGGAUCCAAGAACAAGCCUAAGCCACCAAUCAUCAUCACCCGGGACAGUGCCAACGCUUUACGCACUCAUGUUAUGGAAAUAGGAGAUGGAUGUGACAUUGUUGAAAGCGUCGCAACGUUUGCUAGAAGACGCCAGAGAGGCGUUUGCAUAAUGAGUGGAACUGGGACCGUCACAAACGUAACCCUUAGGCAACCAGCCUCGGCUGGUGCAAUUGUGACCUUACACGGCCGAUUUGAGAUAUUAUCCUUGGCAGGAUCAUUCUUGCCUCCACCAGCACCUCCUGCAGCUACGGGGUUAACAAUAUAUUUGGCUGGUGGACAAGGCCAGGUGGUAGGUGGCAGUGUUGUCGGGACACUUAUCUGUUCAGGCCCGGUUGUGAUUAUGGCAGCUUCUUUUAGUAACGCCGCAUAUGAGCGGCUUCCGUUGGAAGAAGAAGAGCAGCUACCAAUGCAAGGGGGUGCAAUUGGGUCACCGGGUGCAAUUGGAGGGCAACAGCAGCAGCAGCAGCAACAACAAGUAUUGGCUGAGUCAAACGCGCCUCUUUUUCAUGGACUACCACCUAAUCUUCUCAAUUCUAUUCAAUUACCAACUGAGGCUUUUUGGGCUACUGGUCGCCCUCCAUUCUAGCUAACAGUUUCCAGUACUGAAUGAUACUAUUGUUUGGUUAAUUCAGUUUUCAGCUUCAACUUCAGCUAUAGCAAGAGGAUCACAAAAAACUUUGUAGCUUAGGGAAUUUGGGUUUGUUGAGCAGCAUUUCAGGUUUUGUUUCUUUUACUGUUAGUUUUUUUCCUUCUUUUUUCCCCUUCUUUUGAAUUUGAUGAGUAGAUCGUAUGCAAGCAUGUUGAUUGAAUGACUGUAAAUUCAUGGAUUCUUGGUGCAUUUGAUUUUAUGAGAAUAAGCGUCUCCAGUAUGUUUCAA